CUUUUGUUAAGGAAGUAAGAAAGGGAUUGUGAGAAACCUUAGUUCACUGUCUCAACUCCUCAGCGGGGGUGGGGAAGGGCAGAGUUGUUUGUCCGUUAAAAGGAGGGAGGAGAAGGAACAUAACAGAAACCAAAAGGAGCAAUUGCCUCUCCCCAAUUCAUUAUUAAAAAUAGAUGUGGCGAGCGCAAUAAAGGCAAGGCUUAAUCCAUUGUUAUCCUCAGUGGGGCUCUUGUAUGCCCCAGAGCUUGCCCUCCCUUGAAGUAGAAGCAGGAGAGUAAACACCUUGGCAGGAACAGGAAUCAGAAAACGAAACCAAGGCUGUCAUUUCGCCCCGGGAGAGGCAGCCAUGGCAGCAGGAACCCCUGAGAAGCAGCUUCGCGAAGAAGUGACCUGCUCCAUCUGCCUGGACUACUUCGAAGAUCCAGUGACUACAAACUGCGGGCACAAUUUCUGCCGAGCCUGCUUGAGAGACGGGCUGGAGAAGAACCCCCUUUGCCCUCAGUGCAGAGCAGCCUUGAAGCCACGGCAAUUCAAGCCCAACAGGAAACUGGCAAACAUGGUCGAAAUAAUCAGGAAAAUUGAGGAGGGGAAAAACACUAAGCUGUGUAAGGGGGACCAGGAACCCUGCAAACUCUUCUGCAAGGAUGACCAGGUCCUCAUAUGCGUGAUCUGCAACCUGUCCAAGGAGCACCGAGAUCAUCACGUCGUCCCUGUGCAGGAGGCUGCCCAGGAGUAUAAGGGGAAAAUCGAGGCCCAGAUCCAAGCCCUGGAGAAAAAGAGAGAAAACAUUUUGCACCGGGAACAGGCUGAAGAUGAGAAGAAGCAGAAAUAUUUAUCACAGGUGGGAGUGGAGAAACUCAAUAUCAGGUGUGUUUUCAAGCAAAUGCAGAAGUUCCUUAAGGAAAACGAGCGCCGUUGGCUGGCCCAGCUAGGAGAUCUGGAGAGAGAGGUUGAGAAGACAUGGAAAGAAAAUGUUGCCAGCCUCUCCGAUGAGUCUUUCCGCCUCAACAUGCUUAUCAGCGACAUGGAGAGGAAGAGGCAGCAGCCAGACAGCAAAUUCUUGCAGGACAUAAAAAAUACCCUGAGCAGAUGUCAGGAGGGGCAACUGAGGCAGGUGGUGGAGCUUUCUCCAGGGCCUGAGGAAGGACUCAGAAGUUACUCUCAUAAAAGACUGGUUCUCAAAAAGGUCAUGGAAGAAAUUGAAGAGUCUUUGAAAGAAGCACUGAGCAAAGAGCCGGCAAAGGAAACAAUGAGCAAAGUGAACGUGAUUCUGGAUCCCGACACGGCACACCCUUUCCUGGUUCUCUCGGAGGACCUGACCAGCGUGAGAUGGGAAGACGGAUAUCGGGACCUGCCUGAGAACUCCGGGAGAUUUGACAGGGAAUUCUGCGUGCUGGGCUGCGAGAGAUUCACGUCGGGAAGACACUGGUGGGAGGUGGAGGUGGAAGAGGAGGAAGGGGCGAUGUGGGCCUUAGGGGUGGCGCGAGUUUCCCUCAGGAGGAAGGGGUGUUUCAGCUUCAGUCCGAAGGAAGGCAUCUGGGCUGUGGGGAAGAGACCGCACAGCCCACCUUGGCCUUGCCAGCUGUUUGGUUUAACUUCCCCUGAGUGGACUCCUUUGGCCUUGAGCCACGAGCCCAGGAAGAUCCGGGUGUCCCUGGACUAUGAAGGGGGCCAGGUCCACUUUUUUGAUGCCGAUUCAGAUGGCUUGAUCUUUGCUUUCCCUUCAGCCUCCUUCUCCGGGGAGAGGAUCCUGCCCUUUUUCCAGGUGGUCUCAGGGGUCACAAUGAAUUGCUGAAUUUUGAGGGGAAUCCUCAUUUACACCACACACACACACAAUCAUUAAUGGAGGCCCUGUCGACUACAAGCAUUGAGGUGGGGAAUCUGACGCCCCUCCAGAUGCUCCCAUCAUCCCUCAUGCUGGCUAGGGGCUGGUGGGAACGAUGAGCAACAUCUGCAGGGCCACAGGUUCCCCACCUCAGAUCUAUGCUGAAAUAUACU
Podarcis muralis (Common wall lizard) is the source of this 1998-nucleotide messenger RNA. Lineage: Eukaryota; Metazoa; Chordata; Lepidosauria; Squamata; Lacertidae. The record is from RefSeq and is a predicted model, not a curated record.